Messenger RNA from Onychostoma macrolepis, 1642 nucleotides. Its product is annotated as transmembrane protein 114. The record is from RefSeq and is a predicted model, not a curated record. Gene Ontology annotation, cellular component: apical plasma membrane. NCBI's taxonomy places the organism in Eukaryota, Metazoa, Chordata, Actinopteri, Cypriniformes, Cyprinidae.
UUGGUAAAAUCGCCCUACAGUAGCAGUUAAUAGAUAAACAGCACAGCAUCCAGCGAGGGGCUUCCAGAAGGGCAGCGCUGAGGGAAAGAAGAACACGUAAAGCACUAAAGAAGGAGGAGUUUCUCUUCAAACACUGCAUUCAGACAAAAUGAAAAUCACUUUCACAGGUUUGGCCAGUUUUGUGGCCACCUUUGGUGUCCUCAGCUUUGUUGGUCUCGUUCUGGCAAUUGGAACCGACUUUUGGUACAUCAUUGACACUUCUAAGAGAGAAAACAGCUCAUCUGUGUCUCUGAGCUCACAUUCUGGACUGUGGAGGACUUGUAACUUUCAUAACCAAUGCUGGCCAUUUAUGAAUCCUUUGGCAGGAAGAACCUUAUCAGAAUCGCAAAGGCAGAUACUAAACAUGCAAGGAACGUUCAUCGUCCUGCUGCCUCUCAGUGUGAUCGUGCUGUUUAUCGGAGGAAUGCUGGGCUUCAUCAGUAUGUUGGCACGAGCCUACCUGCUGCUCCUCCUGACCGGAGUGCUGCUUCUGUUCGGUGCUGUGCUCUCAUUGGCUGGAAUUUGUGUCUACAUGGCUUACUCUGCGGCUGCCUUCAAAGAGGCUGUGGACAUCUCUGGCCACAAAACCCUGGAGGACAUCAAGAUUUACUUUGGCUGGUCUCUGAUUUUAGCCUCUGUUUCUUUUGUUGGAGAACUCUGUACCGCUGUGGCGUUCCUGCUUACCUCAGCCAGAGUGAGCCAGCUGACCAAUCAGGAAGAACACGAAUACUGACAUGCUCUCAAUCAGGACUGUUCUAAGGACAGGAGAGGAUGAAAUAAAAGUGACAUACAAAUACUGAAAAUUAAAUCAAUGUUUACAUAUUUAUAUUUUAAAAGGGUAAUGAACAUUUCAGUACAUUUAAGUGUUCAAUUUUAGUAAGGUCAAGGGUCAGUCUUUGAGGUUAUUAGAGGUUAACUGCAGGGGGGUUGUAAUAUAUUAUUGUAAUAAUACUAGGUAACACUUUAGUAAUAAAGGUGCUUCACGAUGCCCUAAAAGAACCUCUUGGUCUAAACAGUUCCAUAAAGAACCUUUAACAUCUGAAGAACCUUUCUGUUUCACAAAAGGUUCUUUGUGGUGAAAGAAGGUUCUUCAGAUUAUAAAAAGUUUAGAAAGAGAUGGUUAUUUAAAGAAACUUUGACUGAAUAGUUCUUUGUGGAACCAAAAAUGGUUCGUAUAUGGCAUCGCUGUGAAGAACCCUUUGAAGCACCUUUAUUUUUAAGAGUAUAGGGACCAAUUCUUACUAUUAACUAGUUGCUUAUUAGCAAUUACAUAUUGGCAGAUUAUUAGUGCUUAUAAAGCACAUAUUCUGCAUGACCACAUCCUAGAUCCUACCUAACACCUGAACUUAAAAACUUAGGAGUUUAUUAAGGCAAAAGUCGUAGUUUUGUUACUAGCGAGAAUUGAACCUUAAAAUAAAGUGUGACCUAAUAAGAAUAAUAAAUACAUGUGAAAAAUGUAAGACCCUGAUGUAUAGAAACAACUUUUGUCAACUAUUGCAUUUUUCCGUAUACUUGCGUAAUGUCUUUUAAUUAUGCUAAUUAUGUUCAUUUUGCCUGUUUAGGAAUUUAUUUUUUUUCAAAUCACAAUAAAACAUCCGUUUUG